Messenger RNA from Gekko japonicus, 1995 nucleotides. RefSeq names its product EF-hand calcium binding domain 12 (gene EFCAB12). NCBI's taxonomy places the organism in Eukaryota, Metazoa, Chordata, Lepidosauria, Squamata, Gekkonidae. The transcript has 9 exons. The coding region runs from base 1 to 1995 and encodes 664 amino acids. The record is from RefSeq and is a predicted model, not a curated record.
AUGACUGAUGGAACUGACUUUGAGUUUUUCCCACCUCUCCCAUCACUUCUCAGUGACAGCAACAUCAUGUCUGAGGAGUCUCUUAAGGAAAGUUCCGAGCCGGACCUGGACGGGUACAUACAGCACUGCUUUAAACGCUACAAGUUCAUAGAGAGGCAUCCAAAUGCUUUCUUGAAGCUGAAACCAAGUCGAUUUGGCCCAGCUCCGCCUCGACGUCGCAUUCUGGUUGCCCCGCCUAUGCAAGGGGCAUCUCUUCCCAGAGCCAAACCGCUGUUACCUGAGCCCUUGGAUCAAAAGCAGGAAACGUUUGUUGUCAAAGAACAGCUUAAGGAAGCUCCUAAGAUUCCUACAGAGGAAGACGAAGUACGAGAACUGGGAGCUUGGAUUGAAGAGAGGAAGAAGUUGCAGAAUCUGCUGAACAAAUGUGCCGAUGUUGAGUCGUGGCUGAUGGGGAAAGAAUCCAGCAGCGAGCAGGAAGCCAAUGUGCUGAGAAAAAUCCGGGAGUCCAGAGUAGCGAAGAAGACCCAGGUGAAAGCCCAGCUAGCUGCUACCAGCAGCAUUGAGCAAAUACUGCCAGUGAGGAAGCCGAAGAGAAUCAUGCCUCUCAUCAAAUCUCCCUAUCCAGAGUCUCUCAUUACCCUGCAAAAUCUUCUGCACAAACAAAAACUCAAGCUAGUGGACAUAUUCAACAAAGAAGAUCGGACCAAGACCAUGAAGUUCAAAAGAGCAGACUUCAUCAGAGUUAUCGAAGGGACCAAGGUACCCAUCAGUAGAAAUGACUUGGAGGAUGCGAUCAUCUACCUCACGUCUACAAAGAGAGGCAAUUAUAUAACCAACAGUGAUCUGGUGGAAUGUCAGAAAGUAUGGAUGGACUACCUAAGGGAGCAAUGGAAACAUGCCAAAGAAGCCAAGCCAGGGGAGGAAAGAGUAGUGCUGGAGCAAGAGCUUCUGCGUACUGACCAAAAAGUUGGUCCCAUGACUCCAAAGAGGUUUUCAUCAUGUCAUAGCAAGACUAAACUUGUACCGUCUCAGAAUCCUAAAUCAAAUCACUUGGAAGUUCCCUCCAUCAACACUGAACCAGACCGUAUGCAUCUAAGUUAUAUUAAAAUGGAAGAGGUCGGAAAGAGAUACAGAGAAGUGAGACGGCAGCUAAAGAGAAAGAUAACCCCCUUAGAAUGGGCAGAAAAUUGUCGAGUGGUGAAGUCUGGGGACCCAGUUGUGGAUGCUCAUUGCAUGCCAAGCACUGUCAAGGGUGACAUGGGAGAACUGGUGGACCAGCAUCGGAUGGCUUCCCACCUGGCCUGGUUUCAGUGUGUCAAGCUUUGUGAACAAUAUGGAAUUCCACUUACUGAAAAACUGCUGCAAAGGGCUCUUCUUUACCCAGGGGAUAAAUUAUUAGAUUAUGGGGGUACCAGGCAAAAGAUAAGACAGCCAGGAGGCUAUUAUGAAGUUUGUGACCAACAAGAAUCAGUGAGUGAGACAAUGAGUGAAUUGCAAGAACAGCUAAAAAGCCCUCCCAAGGAAAAAGAAAGAGAACAGCAGCCAAAGCCUAAAAAGCGAGAGCGUCAGGAAAAGCCCAUAUGGGGCCGCUGGAGGUCCUACUCGGAGUUUAGGAACCUAAUGAAACGGCACUCGAAAAGGCUGCGGCUGGCUGCACAAAAUCUUUGGAAUGGAGAGGCCUCUGACAGUUUGACUAGCCAGUCACAAAUAGAGUUUGAAAACCGAUUCAUUGAAAGGGAGAUGAGAAAAAUGUUCGGCUUCCUCAAUCCCAAGACUGAUGCCAACAGCUUCUGGCCAGGACAUCUUCUAGACAAACUGCGGCUGUACCUACCCCAGAUGGAACGCGAUGAAGGAGAAGCUCUGUUUAGCCAUGUUUCUCGUACACACCCUGUCUAUCCUUGCAUCUAUCAUCCUCACCGCAGCUGGCCAAUCAGUGACCUGAAGUUUGUGACCUAUGGUGAUCCAAAUUCCCGAAAGGAAUAUUAUUAUAUUUGA